UAUAAACAGUCAGAUAUAGGCGAUGUCUUUUCACUGAUGGCAUAAUCGGCUGGCUCUGGUGAUGCGGUCUUGAUAUGGGGUGAAUACUGGGAGGUGUUGGUUCAGAAUGUUCCCUGCCAUAUCGACGAAAUAUCGAGAACAACACCCGGUCAAAAUGGAAGACAUUUCGGAAGCCAUUGAUUGGAUUACAGCAGAUUCGAGAGACAAGUUUGGAGAUCGGACAUCACAGUGUCGAAGUGUUACGUCACGAGCUCAGAGUCGAGGUUUAACGUCACAGGCCCAGUGUGGAAGUGUGACAUCACAAGACCCGUGUCGAAGUGUGACGUCACGAGCACAGUGUGGAAUCGUGGGGUCACAAACUAUCCAUCGUCAAUCGACGUUAUGGACUCCAGAAUGUCGAAGUCGAAAUAAACAACUGCCUGUUCUCAUCUCCCCUGAAACACGUCUGAAGCUCCACACAAGAAACCGUGUUAGGUUUGCCUCUCCUUCGCACAGGGAAACAUUGCAGAUGGAUUCGUUUGUUGAUCCGUUCCAAGGUGCCAAUAUCCGGUUAAUUCUCGCGGCCAGACACAACGAACUACAGGACGAGUACUAUGAGCUGAAGGAAGAACUGAGAAACUGUUUCCGAAGAGGCCACACCACACUGGCUGACAAGGAAGCGGCCAGACACAUCCACGUGGAACUCCAUAGCGGCAUCAGCUACUUUAAGAAAUAUCUCGACACACUGAACAAAGACGGACGACUGAAGCCCAUGCCAUCCAAGGAAAACAGUUUCAUCUCUAAAGGGAAUAUGGCUAGCGGAAGUACGAAGGGGUCAAGGUCGAGAUUCAAACUGGAAUAUCAGCGAGUGAAAGCAGAAGAUUUACACUGCAAGAGUGUGUUGACAAUGCAGAAGAACGAGACGGUCGACCCUUUCAAAGACAUACCCGAUGACGAUGAACUGGAGAACAACGGAAAUGUGGUUGAAGCCUCUUCCAGUGGUGAUGAAGAUGUGGAAUCCAAUGGUGACAUUGAUCUUAUGAGAAAAUGUAAUUCGGUUUGUUCGUGAGGGGUAAUUCACCAUUUUCAUGUUAUUGAUUUAAAUGACAGUGAAGUAUUAUUUUUAAAUUACUGUCGAGGCCUCUUCCAUCAAUGACGUCGACACCAGGUACUUUACGUGCACAAAUAAUAUUAAUGUUUUCAUUGUUUUGUUAAAGUUUAAAGUUUUGUUAUAGUUUGAAAUUAAAGUUUAAAAAUAAAUAAAAUUGUAAGUUUCUAGUUUUUAGAUUUAAUUUCUAAAAUUUGUUUAAAAAAUAAAGGCCCGGUCUCCAAUAAGCGCCGGCCUCCAAUAAGCGUCGGGUCUACGACCAUACUGAAAAGAAUAAGCACCUGGGCACUUAUUAGAGGAAAUACGGUUUGUAUUAUACGUAUAGGUUUUAUUUGUGUGUGUGUGUGUGUGUGUGCGCGUGCGUGUGUGCGUGCAAGUAUGUAUGUAUAUAACGUGUGUAUAUAUGUGUGUGUAUGUAUGUGUGUGUCUGUGUGUGUAUGUAUGUAUGUGUGUGUAUGUAUGUGUGUGUCUGUGUGUGUGUAUGUAUGUGUGUAUAUGUGUGUAUGUGUGUUUUAUUUUGGUUUGUUUUAUAUAUGUCUUUGUAUGUGCGUGCGUUGAUGUAGAUGCUUCUUUAUAAAUUUGUGUUAUCAUAUUUUAUGACACUAGUUAUUGACUAUGAUUAUAAGUUCUGUUUUAGAGCUAUAAUUAAAGCAACACUGACCUUGUUCCUGAAUAAAAACAAACAGUAAUCUAUAAAACCCAUCACUAUUUGUUAAUUUUU
Gigantopelta aegis is the source of this 1808-nucleotide messenger RNA. RefSeq lists its product as uncharacterized. The record is from RefSeq and is a predicted model, not a curated record. The transcript has 2 exons. Bases 107 to 1048 code for a protein of 313 amino acids. NCBI's taxonomy places the organism in Eukaryota, Metazoa, Mollusca, Gastropoda, Neomphalida, Peltospiridae.